GCUUGCCCUAAUAGCACUUACAUCGAAGGAAUCUUGGUUUUACAUCGCAUUCAAAGCACGUGAAGCAAUCAUAGCAAAAACAACUUGCUCAGGGUAUAUUUACACGUUGUUUCAUGAUUAUGUUAAAACUGUUCAUAUCAGAAAUGAAAGGCGCAUGGACUUGUUCCUAUUCAGUGGCGCUAUUUUUAGCAAGUACCAAAAUAUCCUAUCAGAAUCGCCGCGUAAUAUUUGUAUGUCAUUGUCAGGUAUCUUUAUCAGUGUAUACUCUACGAAAGGUAAGGGGCUGUGUUUUUAUAUGUCUGUUUACGGCAGCCUCCAAUGCAUUUUGUACACAAACACCUGGCUAUUCUUCCGACAGCCUCCAAUGCAUUAUGCAUACAAACAACUGGCUCUCAAUUUUCUUUUUUUGAUACUUAAUCCUAAGCCUAAGCCUAACACUUACCCGAAACUUACCUCUAACACUAACCCUAACCCUCACCCCAAACACUAAUCCCAAAGUAACCCACUAAUCAUUUGUUUAAUCGCUAAAAUCGCCGAAAAUCCUAACGUUAAGGUAUCUCAAGCAGAUCUUUCUUUAAGCAUUAUUUUGUAGGCGACGAGAUAACUUUCAUCUUUCAGAAAAGAGUAUUGCCACAUAAUGACCGAAUAUAGACACUGACAGACGGGUUAUAGCUCAAUCCGGCGCUUCAUUGCCCAGUUUUUGCGAUGGAUGGUUGCCAGACGAAAACCAUUUAUUCACGAAAAUUGAAACAAGGAGUAUCACGCAAAUUCAGAAUAGAUGUAGUUUGUUAUAGACGUACAUUGAACUGCAGUUUGACCGACGAAAUGCUUUCCUCAACAUCUCCGGAGAUUCGAGACGAAACAAAACUCGUGAAGGCAGGUAGUCCUUGGGUGGCCAUCAAACUACUUGAGCUGUGGAUAUAAAAUGAUGACCAACGCCUGGAUUUGAGUAGAACAAGCCGCGGUACGUUGAAGUUGGAACUAGACAUGGAUUGAGACUGCCGCGAGCUGACAAAAAACAAAACUUGGCGCUGUGUGAAAAUGCUGGUCUUUAUGACAUCAAUGGUUACAUGAAAAACAUACCAUGUGCUCUUGUUGAAUAUUGCACCGUCAUUCUCCAAGCGGAUCAUAGGCUAUUCACAGUGACUCUGCCAAACGUAGACUUCCAUUUGAAGACGUAAUCACGGGCGAAUGAAAAUACCAGAAUGAAUAUACUCAACGCCCAAUUAAUUGAUAUCCAGCCGACAGACAAUGAACACAAAAUAGUAGUAUGUGUACUGUCUGUUCGAAGAGGUUGAAUCUGGAAAUCAAGGGCUUGUCGAUCGCCAAGGUUGUGGUAGUUCUACUUCAGUGUUGGCAGUCACGGAACUAUCGCGAAUAACUCUUUUUCCGGGUCUGGCUGCACAGGAGUACACUCGUUUGCUCUGCACUUGGAUGUGUUCCUCUCCAAGGAGUGUUCCACCUCCAAGGCAGGAUCAGCGUUUUUACGUGCCACUACGGUUAGACGCCAGCUGGGUUUCGUGAUUCCGUCUACGGCCGGAGGUAGAGUCCACGCAAACUACUCAAGUUUCUCACAGCGUUCAGGUUUUGCUAGAACUGACAUAGACACCAGAUACAAGGAACCUCGGUUUUGCGUCGCAUUCGAAGUUCCUUGAAAACCACACCGGUUCAUCCAUGAAUACAAUCCUGGUUCUAUCUGGGAUUGAGAAAGGAUCUGAUAUUUCCGUUCAGGUAUCUUGCUAGCUCUUACAUAGACACCAGAUACAAUGAAUCUCGGUUUUGCGUCUCAUUCGAAAGAAUGGGAAACACAGGAAUUAUAGUUCCUGAAACCACCCCGGUUCAUCCAAGAAUACAAUCCUGGUUUUAUCUGGGAUCGAGAAAGGAUUUUAUCACGUAGUAGCCAGUAGUGUUAACCGCUAUAGGCUAUGAGGCUCCUCGCUGACCAGUUGAGAUCUGCUUGCUAUGACAUUAAAAUGACCGAUAUGGCAAUCCUAGAACCGUUCAUCGGCAGUCUUUUGGUCAUAUCUGGUUUGAGGUGUGCUGUGUUGUGUCUUGGAAUUCGAGGAUGCAGGUCCAUGGCAACGUGCCCUAGUGGCAACAAAAGCCUGUGCCAGAUGGACAAUAGAAACCUUCCGAUUGCGGAAGAUGAUAUUCAAACAGGUUGCAAGGUGUUUAAGCGAAGGUGUGACACAAAAGUAUACAAGAAGGGACCGCCAGCCUUCAUCAAACCCCCGGUAACUCUCAAUAAGAAAUAUGAUGCAAUGGCAAUGAAUUUAGAGUACGAUAUGGCUGUAUUCUGGUUUGAUGGCAUGAAGGAGGCAGAUAACGUCUUGAUUUACGUGUACCGUGAAGAAGACAACGCUUUUCGAAUCCAAUCAAGUAUAUUCAUUCAUGGCCGACCAGAGGCUCUCUUUAACGGUUUUGACGCGGCGAGGAUGUGGCUGAUUUUCGCCAAAGAACCCGGAGCAAGAGGUCAGGUACACAUUAAGCUGUUGUGUUAUGAUUUAAAAAAUAACGGUCAACUCAAACACACCAUAGUUUUGCCGAAAGGUAACCCUUGCGCUCGUAAAAUGGGACUAAAAGGAACUCGGAUCAGUCUCAGUGGAAAUGUCGCUAUGAUCAGCUGCCGAGAAGGUAAAAAAAUGAGGACAGUUAGCAUCUAUAACUUGUCGUACGACAAACCUAUUGUCCAAGUAUUCAACCGAGGGCACAUCCUGGAUAGUUCGUUGCUCUGCCUGAAGGGAUACAAAGGAUAUGGCACAUAUUAUACCCUCAACCGAAACUUUUUCGUGCAUGGUAUGUAUCGCAAGGAUUCAACUGUAAGGUUAUGCUUCUCUUCCGGGAAGUAUGCUAACAGAUUAUUUGUGGGGAGUCUUACGCGUUAUGAUUAUCCUCAAAAGAAUGAAAACAUAAAGGACCCUAACCAUCUCCUUUUCGUCCGAGUCCCAGGAGGACGCAGCAAGGGACGCAGCGGCGGUAGUGUGUCAUCGAUUACCGAGGUCCAUGGCAUCGCCGCAAACGGGGUCGUAUAUUUUACGGAGCUCUACCUAAGACCCUCUCCAAGCCUCUCGCGUGACUUUGCCGAGAACACUGCCAUAAGCCAUUGCGAUGAAAUACUCACAUUCGUCAAAGAGCAUGGCAGAAGGAAACAAAUCCACUUCCGAAAAGUUAAUCGAUAUCUUGCGGUUCGUUGAGGUAGAGGAACUUGUCGUAAACUUGAUCGGUCUUGCAUCUCCCCGAACACUUCACUGCACUUCUCCGCGCAGUUCGAAGCGACGUGAGUAUGGGCCGUUGGCCACAAUGCUCUUUAUAAUGAUGAAUUAAGUGAUAAUAUCCCAUAUAUAAAGUCCCACAAAAAUAGGUGCCUGUUAACCGGAUACUGACUAAAUCACGAGAAUACCCAAAGAAUGCAAAAUGCAGUUAUCUUAGUUCAUAAUUUCACUUUAUGGUGGCAGAACUUGUUUCCUUAAGUCCUGCCGCCUGGGAGGCAAGUGAUGAACUAAAAUAUUUCUGUCAGCAAUACUUUUUUGGUUACUAGUGUCGAUAUCCAUGUAUCUGGUUAACGUAUUUGACGUAUUAGAGAUAUUUAUCGAUGACAUUUAAAAAAAGUAAUGUCCCGAUUUCUCUUUAGGAGAUGAUUUACGAGUGUAAGUCCCCUAAAUAAUUUAGCCCCUGAUUUGAUGACACGGCAUUUCGAAUUUCAAACUCGCUCGCUCGUAGGUGUCGUGAAACUGGCCCACAUAUAUUAUCUGGGAAAUCUGGGAAAUUUUAUAAAAUAAAUGACAUUACUUCGUUAUUCGUCGCCCAUAGAUCGUCGAUAGCUUUGUGAAGCCUGCCCAUAUCAAACCAUGUAUCACACUAGAUAUAACAAUAUACAAGUAUAUCAUUCUGAACUUCCAGUGAUAUUGCCUCCGUAGCCUCGGCGUGUUGUCUGGAAGCUGAGCAAUGUCAAUACAUUGAGGGCCAAGAUGAUUUAUAUGGGAAGCAACUGCUUUUUUGCAGCCGUUGGUAUUGGACUGUCGUCUGACCAUAGCAAUAACAGAUACAUUGCAUGGUGUUCAUCGUUGUGCAGACGGGACGUCCAUUAUCAUGUAUACAUUCUCGACAAUUUCUGAUAGAAGUGCCAGCUACUUCUUUGCCCUCUUGCAGUGUUCACUGAGCCAGCCUAUUCUCUCUCAGGCUGCCAUUAUUGGCCGCAAAUGUUGUGACGUCAUUUCGGUAUCAUAACUGUAGGUCGAAGAUUUCAGUUCUAAAUCUCAUGUGUCACUUUUUUAGUUUGUAAAUGGCAAUCGAAUGACUUUAAUAUGCAGAGCAACAAUGCCCCUUCUUGCAUAUAAAACCAGGGUAAGUCCGA
Messenger RNA from Lineus longissimus, 4354 nucleotides. RefSeq lists its product as uncharacterized. Bases 1926 to 3194 code for a protein of 422 amino acids. The transcript has 3 exons. NCBI's taxonomy places the organism in Eukaryota, Metazoa, Nemertea, Pilidiophora, Heteronemertea, Lineidae. The record is from RefSeq and is a predicted model, not a curated record.